UUGGGACCCACAUAUGCUAAAGAACAUAUUUGAGAGGGGCAGAGAGAACGUGUGCUGAAUAUAGGUCCUUGAGGUUCUUAAGCACAGAAAGAAGGAGAUAAGACACAAGAAACCAAGACGUGGAUCGGGAACGGUCCUGGAGAAACAGGAGAACCAGGAGAACUAAGAAACUAAGACCAGGAUCAAGAACAGCACUGGAGGACCAAGAGGAGGUAAAAGGCUAAGAAACAAAGACGUGGAUCGAGAACAGCAUUGGAGGACCAGGUGAACCAAGAAAGUAAGGCCAGGAUUAAGAACAGCUUUGGAGGACCAGGAGAACCAAGAAACUAAGGCCAGGAUCAAGAACAGCACUGGAGGACCAAAAGCAGAUAAAAGGCCAAGAUACUAAGAAGACGUGAAUUGAGAACAGCACUGGAGCAUCAGCAGAACCAACAAACCAAGACCGGUAUCAAGAAGAGCAUUGAAGGACCAGGAGAGCCAAGUAACUAAGACCAGGAUCAAGAAGAACAUUGGAGGAGAUAAAAGACAAAGAAGGGCACUGGUGGAUAAAAAGGCCAAGAAACCAAGAAAAAAUACCAAGAAACCAGGAAGAGCACUGGAGCACCAGGAGACGACAGUAGUCAGGGACAGGAAGCCAUUUGCCAUGAGAGAAGAGGAGACCUGUGGUGAUUUCCCAGAAGGUGGGGUGCUUCCCAAUGAAGACGAAGCAGAACGUCGCCCCAAUAAAUGCCCCGUCGUCGUUGCUCCUCACGGUUCUGGUGGACGAAAGCGGCUAACCAGCCCCAAGAAAGAAGUCACUGCCCAACUGACACCUGACGAUAAAACCGGAUCUGAGGGAACAUCUACCUUCGCCCCCUCUGGCCCGAAGCGGCCCAAAAAGAGCUCUCCUUCAUCUUCUUCUUCAUCAUCGUCCUCGUGUUCCUCGCUAGUGCCAGUGAUCAGUGCAGGUUCGCCACUUCCUGGUCAGUCUUUCGAAGACGUCCACUCUCAGAGAGUCAUUGCUAACGUCCGAGAAAGGCAGCGCACACAGUCGCUGAACGACGCCUUUGCUUCUCUGAGGAAGAUCAUCCCGACCUUGCCCUCGGACAAGCUUAGCAAGAUCCAGAUUCUCAAGCUAGCAUCGCGCUACAUCGACUUCCUCUACCAGGUGCUUCAGAGUGACGAGAUGGACGCCAAACUGGCCAGCUGUAACUAUCUGGCCCACGAGCGGCUGAGCUACGCCUUCUCGGUCUGGAGAAUGGAAGGAGCUUGGUCCAUGUCUGCUAGCCACUAGCCGCUAGCUGGCUAAUUUUAAUAAGA
Messenger RNA from Colossoma macropomum (tambaqui), 1299 nucleotides. It is a transcript of the gene twist3, whose product is annotated as twist3. Gene Ontology annotation, biological process: regulation of transcription by RNA polymerase II; developmental process. Lineage: Eukaryota; Metazoa; Chordata; Actinopteri; Characiformes; Serrasalmidae. The record is from RefSeq and is a predicted model, not a curated record. The transcript has 2 exons. The coding region runs from base 644 to 1273 and encodes 209 amino acids. Gene Ontology annotation, molecular function: protein dimerization activity; DNA-binding transcription factor activity, RNA polymerase II-specific; RNA polymerase II transcription regulatory region sequence-specific DNA binding.